UAAUUCUUCUUAUUGUUUCAAUUUUCUGCAUGUUCUUCCGUUUCUCCACUCUCAGAUCAUUCAUUCCUCUUCUUUAAUCUUAUAUGCGUGAGCCAUAAUACCCUUCCAACUUCCACCCUUUCUCCCACUACAAGAAGUCAGAGUCAACUCGAAGCUCUACAGCCGCCGGAAGAUAGCUUAUAGCUCUCGGACUCACCGACUUAGACGGCGACGAGCUUCUCUACCACCAACAAGCCUCUGCGUUUAUGCCGUCAUCUACUCCACCUUGGGCACUCCGGAUUCGAAGAUGGAUCAUGAGCAGAGUGGGUUGUCAUGAGCUUGAAUACAGAGGAGGUAUGGCGUGGUGGUGGUGCUAGCAGCCUCUGCUCACCGGAGAGUAAUGAAAACAAAGGAUGUAUGGCGUGAUGCGGUGGAUGAAGAUGACGACGUUAUGCGGCUGAUGAUUAUUCAACUCAGAUUUAGAUUUAGGUUUUUUUUUGUUUUGGUUUAGUGUUUUUUACUUGGUUUAGAUUUGGAUAUAUACUUCCAUUGGGCUUACAAUAAUUGUAGAGUAGUGAUUGUAAUUCAAAGGAAACAGAGAAGCCAACGAAAACUCCAAAGGUCUUUUCCACUUUUAAUUUGGUUUAUAGUUCUUACUGUUAUAGUAAACUCCAAUCGGCCUUUUACAAAAAAGAUCGAUGUUUUCAAACGUGAACUCCCUCUCUAUGCAUGCUCUUGAUGAACGAAGCGAUUGAGAGGUUGAAGCAAGAGGCUUCAUCAGUACAAGGGGUAGAAUUGAAAACUGAUAAUAAGAAGAACUGGAUGAGCUCUUCCCAGUUAUGGAUCUCGAACUCUAACUCACAGUCGCAAUCGAAACGAAAAAGAAAACAACGAGGGGCAAUUAUGUCAUUUAACCGUCCUCCACCACCUCCUCCUUCAGCUCCUCUGUCUCUUCCAACGUCAGAAAUAUUGACUGACUAUAGCAGCAGAAUUGAGCAGAGUCAUCCAAUUCAGAAGAAAGAGCUGAGAAGGAAAUGGUCUGAGGAACUUCACUGGAGGAUCACUGAUGCUCUUCAGAAGAUUGGAGGGUCACAAGUGGCAACACCAAAGCAGAUUAGAGAUAUCAUGAAAGUUGAUGGUUUAACCAAUGAUGAAGUCAAGAGUCAAUUACAAAAAUAUAGAAUGCAUAUCCGUAAGCAUCCGCUGCAUCCAACAAAGAAUUUUUCAGCCUCGGAUCAGCCUAGGGAAACACAGAACUUAAUAAGUUUAUCGAGGUCGGAUUCGCCACAAGGCCCGCUUGACUGGUGAGCAAAACACUGUUGUAGAGGUAUUACGUUGUGCGACAGCAAAAGUCCGAGAGACUACAAGUGACGACCCUAAACUAUCCUCAUCUGCUGUACCAGCAAGCGUUCGUCAUGCAGCAAACAAGUCGAAGCUUGAUCCAAAUGAGAGUGGAAAAAGAAGGCACACAAGACAUAGCUCCACGUGACAAGGAAAGUCCACCUCUGUUUGCUUGAAAUAAUCUUAUAGGGUCACUUUCUAUUUUACAUUAUUAAACUAAAUGUAGUGGUGGAUCUUUGAGUUAUUAUUGCAAAUUUAUUUCCUCAAAUGGCUUUCUCUUUGUUUUAAGAUGUAGAGUCUAAUAAUGUAAAAUAACGGUGGAUCAAUAUAUUAUUUUAGAUAUAAA
Brassica oleracea var. oleracea is the source of this 1666-nucleotide messenger RNA. Its product is annotated as protein PHR1-LIKE 1-like. Gene Ontology annotation, molecular function: DNA binding; DNA-binding transcription factor activity. The transcript is spliced from 6 exons. The coding region runs from base 709 to 1287 and encodes 192 amino acids. NCBI's taxonomy places the organism in Eukaryota, Viridiplantae, Streptophyta, Magnoliopsida, Brassicales, Brassicaceae. The record is from RefSeq and is a predicted model, not a curated record. Gene Ontology annotation, biological process: regulation of DNA-templated transcription.